Molecule: messenger RNA, 1065 nt
Organism: Phlebotomus argentipes
Lineage: Eukaryota; Metazoa; Arthropoda; Insecta; Diptera; Psychodidae
Product: transformer-2 protein homolog beta
Exons: 6
Coding region: 131-835 (234 amino acids)
Biological process (GO): positive regulation of mRNA splicing, via spliceosome
Cellular component (GO): spliceosomal complex
Molecular function (GO): RNA binding
Source: RefSeq, a predicted model, not a curated record
UUUUCGAUAUGUCAAAUGUGUUUUCUUUUUCUCCACUCUCGUUCUGACUUUUUAACAAACAAAAAUCUUACUAAUUCGCUUUAUUCUCACACAUGAAAACUAUAUUGUGUGAUACAAAAGCAACAUUGUGAUGAGUAGUCGUGAUUACUAUAAGUCCAUGUCCCGCAGUUCCAGCGAAGGAAGAAAAUACAACUCAACUCGACGGGAAAAUGACGGUUACAGAAGGUCUCAGAGAUCCAGAAGUCGACAUCGUUCAAGAUCGCGCUCAGAGAGGCGUUACAGGAGCAGAUACUCAAGGUCACCAUCUCGUCAUGAUCGUAGGCGCUCCCAUUCCAAGAGUCCUUAUUCAUCUCGCAAGCGACAUAUUGGAAAUCGAGAUCAUCCACAGCAGUCACGAUGCCUGGGGGUUUUUGGGCUAAAUCUCAUAACCACUGAAAGUCAAAUCAACCAGAUCUUUUCCAAAUUUGGUGAGAUUAAACGCAUUCAGAUGGUUACUGAUGUUAAGACUGGCCGAUCCCGUGGCUUCUGUUUCGUGUACUUCAACCGCUCGGAAGAUGCAAAAGUGGCGAAAGAGAAUUGCUCAGGACUGGAGGUGGAUGGGAGGAGAAUGCGUGUCGAUUAUUCUAUCACUCAGAGAGCUCACACGCCGACGCCUGGAGUGUAUAUGGGACAACCCACUGGCAGAUUCCGCGAACAGAGUCGCAGUCACAGAGAUGAUGACGAUAAGGAGAGCAGAUCUCGAUACCUGAACAAACGAUCAGCGUCACCGUAUCGUCGUAGAAGAUACAGAAGCCGAUCUCGUUCAUAUUCACCAAGAAUUCGUCGAUACCGCUAACGAGUGUUUUCCGCAUCUUUAGAUUGUAAAUUUUUCACCUGGACAGAAGACAGAAUUUUUUCUUUCAAUAGUUUGUACAUCUCUGAAGAAUUAUUACAAACUAGUGUUAAGUGUCUUAACCGUAAUAUUCCCACACAUUUUCUUGAAAUAUGGGAGUUUCCUUAAUUUAUCGAAUUAUCCCUUUUUGUCAUAUAUAAAUUACACACGUAGAAAUUUCAGAAAAAUAUGAA